Messenger RNA from Rodentolepis nana, 405 nucleotides. The record is from the annotation of a GenBank genome assembly. NCBI's taxonomy places the organism in Eukaryota, Metazoa, Platyhelminthes, Cestoda, Cyclophyllidea, Hymenolepididae.
AUGUUGACAACAAAUGAUUGUGGAUUGUGCGUAAGGAAUCUAGGAGAUAAGGGAUACUGCGAUCCUAACAACACUCUGGCUGCCGACAUUAACGAGUCAGAAGGCGGGAAUAAGUCACGAUCGGAGUCGCAUUCGUGGAUUUCAGCGGAGAAUGAAGCGCUGGGAGCGAAACAACUCAGUGUCAAUCUUUUCUUGCUUGCAGCUCAGCUGAAUUUCGAUAGGCUACUGGUGAAAGACUUUACCUUCACCAAUAUUUUAGCCUCUAUGAUUGUUUUGUGUGUAUCGAUAAUUCGACGACCGAUCGAGGAGAAGAAUAGUUCAAUGGUUCACUUUGAUCCACUUAGUGAGGUCUCUGCCUCGUUGACAACACUUCAGCAAACAUCCAAUUUCCUCUUGUCUGCUUGA